CACGAAUUUGCUCCACAUCCCCGAAAUCAUCAUCUUCCCAGCAGUUUAAUGGCACAUAUUAGCAAAAGAGAGUUCGACGUCCUUGAUUUAUCUGGCCAAAAGUAUUUGGAAUGGAAAGUCGACGCUUUGGCACAUUUGAAAGCAAAUGCCCUUGAAAAUACAAUUGCUGAAAAUAAUUCAGUCACUCCCCAAAAUAAGGCAAAAGCCAUCAUCUUUCUUCGCCAUCAUCUUCAUGAAAGUUUGAAAUCUGAGUAUUUAUUGGUAGAUGACCCUAAAGAAUUAUGGGAUAAUCUCCAAGAAAGGUAUGGCCAUCAACAAAAGGUCCUUUUACCAAAAGCUCAAUAUGACUGGAUCAAUUUACGAUUCCAGGAUUACAAAUCUGUAAGUGACUACAAUUCUGCUUUGUUCCAAAUAACAUCAAGACUAAAGUUAUGCGGACAAAAAGUCACUGAUGCUGAAAUGUUGGAGAAAACUUUGUCCACUAUGCAUGUUUCAAAUGUGCUUUUACAAGAGCAAUAUAGACAAAAGCAUUUUCAAAAGUAUUCUGAUUUGAUAUCAGUAUUACUAUUUGCUGAGACGAAUACCGACAUUUUGAUGAGAAACCACAAUAUGAGACCCACGGGUUGUAGCCCGGUUAGAUUUGGUCCACCAAAUCAUGGUUCAAAACAUGAAUCAAAUGCAACCCAUAGUGGUGGUCGUGGACAUUUCAAACGUGGUCGUGGUAUUGGUCGUUAUAAUGGACCUAGCUGGGGAAACAAACAGAGUAGUAGCUCAUUUUACAAAGGCAAGGGUAAGCAAAACCGCCAUCAAACAAAGAGCCCGACGAAAUCUUCAGAAAAGGCCAAAGUCACUUGCUUUAAGUGUGGCACGUCGAGACAUUGGGCAAAUAAGUGUCGUACACCUAGACACUUGAUUGAUUUAUAUAAAUCAUCUCUAAAAGGAAAGAAUGUGGAAACUAAUUACGUCAACGAAAAUGAUCCACCAAUGCCCACAUUCAAUGUGUCUGAUUUCUAUAUGGACGAUAAUGAGAUGAACACCGACAUCAUUAUGGGUGAAAAAUAAUAAAUAAGUAAAUAAAAAGGAAUUUGAAAUAAUUCUGUUAUGUAAUAUAUUCUACAAUAAAAGUUUGUUUGUAUUGUAAUUUUUAUUUGGUGUGCUUAUUUGAUUGUAAAUGUUAUGUACAUUUUAAUGAAUAAAGCCUUGUUUAUAUUACAGUAUUGAACUAAUAUUUGUUCAUUUUUAUCUUUUCGAAGAUAUGGAGUUAACUAAAAUUUCUCCAAGUGGCUCUGAACAAUGUCUAAUAGACAGUGCCACAACGCACACCAUUUUGAGACAUAGAGAUUAUUUUUCUCAUAUGACAUUAGUUGAUGCUAAUGUCAAUAUAAUCUCAGGUGUUGCUAAACUCAUUGAAGGUUCUGGAAUAGCCUGUGUGAUUCUCCCAAAAGGGACAAAAUUAAUAAUUAAAGACGCUUUAUACUCCAGUAAAUCACGGAGAAAUCUUUUGAGCUUUAAAGAUUUGCGUCUAAAUGGUUUUCAUAUUGAAACCAUGUCUGAAAAUCAGAAGGAAUAUUUAUGUCUAACGACAAAUAGAUCUGGCAAUAAAUACAUUUCUGAAAAAAUGCCAGCAUAUUCCUCGGGACUGUAUUAUACAUAUAUCAGUCCAAUUGAGAUAAAUGUGGUAUCUAAAAUUUAUGACCACAAUUCCUUUAUCUUGUGGCAUGACCGUUUAGGUCAUCCAGGCAGCACUAUGAUGCACAAAAUUAUUGAAAAUUCACGUGGACAUCCAUUAACUAAUGUCAAGAUUCCACAAUCAAGUGAUUUUCCGUGCACUGCCUGUUCUCUUGGCAAAUUAAUUAUCAGGCCAUCUUUAUACAAAAUUGGAGUUGAAUCUCCUGCAUUUUUAGAAAGAAUUCAAGGAGAUAUUUGUGGGCCAAUUACCCCUCCGUGUGGACCGUUUCGAUAUUUUAUGGUGCUCAUUGAUGCAUCAACACGUUGGUCACAUGUCAGUCUUUUAUCGACUAGAAAUUUUGCAUUUGCAAAUCUCCUUGCUCAAAUUAUUCGUUUGAGAUCACAAUUUCCGGAUUAUUCGAUAAAGAAAACCCGACUUGAUAAUGCAGGAUAAUUUACAUCCCAAUCUUUUAAUGACUAUUGCAUGUCAAUUGGGAUUGAUGUGGAACAUCCAGUUCCACAUGUACAUACACAAAAUGGUCUUGCCGAAUCCUUAAUUAAGCGAUUACAAUUAAUUGCUAGACCAUUAUUGAUGAAAUCCAGAUUACCAUCGUCUGCAUGGGGAUAUGCUAUAAUGCAUGCUGCAAAUUUAAUUCGGCUUAGGCCAACAGCAUAUCAUAAAUUUUCCCCAUUACAAUUAAUAUCUGGUAAAGAACCAAAUAUAUCACACCUAAAAAUAUUUGGUUGUUCUGUGUAUGUACCAAUUGCUCCACCUUAUCGUACUAAAAUGGGUCCUCAAAGAAGACUGGGAAUUUAUGUUGGUUUUAAAUCACCCUCAAUUAUUAAUUAUCUAGAACCUAUGACCGGUGACUUAUUCACCGCGCGGUUCGAUGACUGUCAUUUUGAUGAGACAGUAUUCCCAGCCUUAGGGGGAGAUAUUAAAGAAAUGGACCGACGUACGAAAGAUAUUACUUGGAAUGCAACAAAUUUAUCUUUUCUUGAUUCUCGCACAAAUGCUUGUGAACAAGAAAUUCAAAAGAUUAUUCAUUUACAAAAUGUUGCAAACCAAUUGCCUGAUGCUUUUAUAGACUCAAAGAAAGUGACAAAGUCACAUGUUCCAGCUAUGAAUGCUCCUUCUCGAAUAGAAAUUCCUGCGGAGAUUAGCAAAAGAACUCUUGCUAAUGAAUCUAUGAUAUGUAAAAAACGUGGUAGACCACUUGGUUCAAGAGAUUUGAAACCAAGAAAAUUUAAACAGCAAGUUGUAGUUUGUGAUGCCAAAGAAGCUCAACCUUCUCAAGAAGAAAAUGAACAUUUUGAAAAUAUCGGCCUUGAAGAUAACAUCAAUAAUAAUGAUACCUCAAAAGAGGAUCCAAUCACCUUCGAAGAGGUAAAUAUUCCAGAUAAAGAUAGAAACGUCGAUAAUUUUGAAAUUUCAAUUAAUUACGUUUCUAAUAGAAUACAAUGGAAUAGAAAUGAUAUUGAUGUUAAUCAUAUAUUUUCAUAUGCCAUCGCCACAGAUAUAAUGAAUGAACACGAUGACAAUGAGCCUAAAUCUAUUGACGAAUGUCGUCAUAGAAAUGAUUGGCCAAAAUGGAAUGAAGCAAUUCAGGUAGAAUUAAAAUCGCUAGAAAAGCGUAAUGUUUUUGGACCAAUUGUCCAUACGCCAAAAGGCGUAAAACCUGUCGGUUUUAAAUGGGUUUUUGUGCGUAAACGCAACGAGAAAAAUGAAAUCGUUAGAUACAAAGCCCGACUUGUUGCCCAAGGUUUUUCUCAAAUGCCAGGAAUCGAUUAUGAUGAGACGUAUUCUCCAGUAGUUGAUGCUACAACUUUAAGAUUUUUAAUUGGCAUGUCUGUUUUUGAAAGGCUGCAAAUGCGCCUAAUGGAUGUGGUGACCGCAUAUUUAUACGGUUCACUCGAUACAGACAUAUAUAUGAGAAUUCCUGGAGGCUUUAAAAUACCUGAUGCUUAUAGCUCGAAAUCUCGAGAUUUAUUUUCCAUAAAAUUGCAAAAGUCAUUAUAUGGAUUAAAACAAUCUGGACGCAUGUGGUAUAACCGUCUCAUUGAAUAUUUGAUUAAAGAAGGGUAUAAAAAUGAUCCUAUUAGUCCAUGUGUUUUCAUUCAUCGAUCUGAAUCAGGAUUCGCCAUAAUUGCAGUAUAUGUUGAUGAUUUGAAUAUAAUCGGAACUCCUAAUGAAAUUGAAAAUACUGCAAAAUAUCUCAUGAAAGAAUUUGAAAUGAAAGACCUUGGGAGAACAAAAUUUUGUCUCGACAUUCAAAUUGAGCAUUUGAGAAAUGGUAUUUUCAUCCACCAAUCAAAUUAUACCGAGAAACUUUUGAAGCGAUUUUACAUGGAUAAAGCACAUCCGCUCAAUUCUCCAAUGGUGGUUCGAUCUCUCAAUGUGCAUGAUGAUCCUUUCCGACCUUGUGAAGAUGAUGAAGAAAUCCUUGGUCCCGAAAUACCAUAUUUGAGUGCUAUUGGAGCAUUAAUGUAUUUGGCUAAUAAUACUCGACCAGAUAUUGCUUUUUCUGUAAAUUUAUUAGCCAGACACAGUUCUUCCCCAACAAGAAGGCAUUGGAAUGGUGUCAAACAUAUAUUCCGAUAUCUCAAUGGUACAAUCGAUCUUGGAUUGUAUUUCAAGAAUGGUGCAAAUGCCACUUUAAUUGGCUACGCGGAUGCAGGAUACUUGUCUGAUCCACAAAAGGCAAAAUCACAAACAGGAUAUUUAUUCACCUAUGGUGAUACCGCUAUAUCAUGGAGAUCAAUGAAGCAAACAUUAACUGCAACAUCAUCAAAUCAUGCAGAAUUAAUUGCUCUUUAUGAAGCAGGUCGUGAGUGUGUCUGGUUGAGAUCAAUGAUCCAGCACAUACAAAAUGAAUGCGGUAUAAAAUCUUUUACUUCUAAUCCUACUGUGAUUUAUGAAGAUAAUACAGCAUGUAUAGCUCAGAUCAAAGGAGGUUACAUCAAAGGGGACAGGACGAAGCAUAUAGCACCAAAACUUUUCUCCACACAUGAUCUUGAGAAAGACGGAACGGUUGAUGUCAAACAAAUUAAGUCAUGCGACAACCCUGCUGAUUUGUUCACAAAGUCAUUGGCACCGAAGAAAUUUGAAGAACUGGUCCAUAAAAUUGGAAUGUAUCGUCUUCGAGAUAUAUGUUAAAUUGAGGGGGAGUAAUAUAAUGCACUGCACCCUUUUUCCCUUCGUCAGGUUUUUAUCCCACUGGGUUUUUAUUGACAAAGGUUUUUAACGAGACAGUACAUUAUAAUACUAUGAAACUAAUACCCCAGAAUAAUUAGAAGAUGACCAUUCAAGGGGGAGUGUUGAAAUAUAUUGAAUCGUCAUCUUCCAACUAUUCAUGAUCAGGAACAAUUAUCAUCAUUGUUAAUAUAAAUAAGAAAUCAUAAUUAUGAUUUCUAGAUGAUAAUUGUAUGGCUCACAAUUAGCCCCUGAUCUAGACAUGAUUACAUUUUCUCCUAUAAAUAGGAGCAUUCUCCUUCAUUGUAAAUACACCAUUAUCACACUUCUAAUAACAUCUUUCUCACUAAGUAUUCAGACUAUACUUUCUCUCCCUGAUCUUCUGCUUAUUUCAUUCCAUUUUAU
Molecule: messenger RNA, 5266 nt
Organism: Cuscuta epithymum
Lineage: Eukaryota; Viridiplantae; Streptophyta; Magnoliopsida; Solanales; Convolvulaceae
Source: the annotation of a GenBank genome assembly